AACCUGGAAUUCUACUGCUCCAAGCCCUCUUUUGGGCAACCCACCCAUUCAUGCGUCACAGGGUCCAGGCAUAGAGUUUUUGUCACGACCUACAGUACGGUCAUUAUAGCUGCAGGCAGGACAAAUCGGGAUCAGCCACACUACCAAAAGGGAAAUACCGCUCACGCCAUGGCCUCAGCAGCCUUUACGAGUCCCCGAGACUCUACAAACUCGGUUUCCAGUGUUCGUUCGAGCAGCCGACAUCAGCUGAAGCGAUCCAUCACCGAGCUCGCGUCGCCCGUGAAGCUCGGCCGUCGGGAGAAGAAAGAGAAAGAACGCGAUCGAUAUAAUGAGGACCGCGCCGUGCAUCCACACCACAUCUCAAUCUCCCAUCCCGUAUCUGCGAACCCACAAUAUCAGGGCAGAGCUUCAGUAGACAUCAUGACACGUUCAGAAGGCGUCACGCCGUACAUGAGCCCCGAUCAGAGUCGGAGGCCAAGCUUGAUGCUCUCGCGAGAGGAGGAGAACAGAACUCUCAACGUUCCUGCUCCGCCGGAACCCAAGACCAAGGAGAGAAUAUUGGAAGAUCAGGCCAGAACAUCCUCUCAGGUCGAGGGCCUAAAGCAAUCCCUGGUCGAGCUUGGAUCCUUCUCUACGUCCACAGCCCGGCGACUUGACGAGACAUACUACGCGGUUCUUGAGAAAAUGAGUACGCUUCAAUCCACUGUUUCCGCCUUGAAGGAGUUGGCGGAGGAGUCUCAGAACAUCCAUCGAAGUUUUGAGAAGGACGCUUGUGAAAUUGAAAAUGAUAUCACGUCACAGAUUGCAGCAAUGGGCCAGUUCAAGGAGCACCAGGAGAACAUCGAAUCACUCACGGCCCGUGUCCAAGAUGGCCGCGCAAGGAUCCGCGCUCUUAGUGAUCGAGUCGAUAUUGUCCGAGAGCAAGUUGAGCUCUGGGAGCGUCUAGACAAGGAGUCCCAGGACAAGACACGGUUGAGGUUGAGGGCUAUCAUUAUAUGCAUCACAGUUGUGUUCCUUGCAGUGGUGGUUCUGUUCUUUGGUGCUCAGUAUGUCUCAAGGCAUAGUUCACUCUUGGGUAGUGAUAACUCGAACACACCUCGUGUUGCAGAGUCUAUCAUUCAGUCGCAUAGGGGAGCAGCACAUCCAUCAUUGUCUCUCCGAAGACCUGAGAAGAGUGGUGUUCCAUAUUCGAAGAGGAAGCAGGUGCAUACGCAUGCAGAGGAGGAGCUUCGUGUUUUCGACGAACUGUGAAAUUGUCGGUUCUCGUUUUAAUUGCUUUCAUUCGAUACCCAUCAUAGCGCGCACAUCGCAUUACUCAUCUGUUUCCUUUGUAUUGGCAGGAUUUUAAUAGAUAAUUGAUUCACAUCGAGAUUGUUCUUCGAUAUAGCACUACCUCAGUAUUGAUACCUUCAAUUCAUGGAUGAAACCGAAUAUGGGGUCGAUCAACUUACCCUACAUCGGUCACAAG
Molecule: messenger RNA, 1468 nt
Organism: Fusarium verticillioides 7600
Lineage: Eukaryota; Fungi; Ascomycota; Sordariomycetes; Hypocreales; Nectriaceae
Exons: 2
Coding region: 169-1251 (360 amino acids)
Source: RefSeq, a predicted model, not a curated record